Messenger RNA from Lynx canadensis (Canada lynx), 519 nucleotides. It is a transcript of the gene CENPW, whose product is annotated as centromere protein W. Bases 141 to 407 code for a protein of 88 amino acids. Gene Ontology annotation, cellular component: kinetochore; nucleoplasm. Gene Ontology annotation, molecular function: DNA binding; protein heterodimerization activity. The transcript is spliced from 3 exons. The record is from RefSeq and is a predicted model, not a curated record. Gene Ontology annotation, biological process: kinetochore assembly; mitotic cell cycle; chromosome segregation. NCBI's taxonomy places the organism in Eukaryota, Metazoa, Chordata, Mammalia, Carnivora, Felidae.
UUCAAACGUUCGGGCUGGGGUAUCGGGCCUGAAGGAGUGUCCCAGCGGCUGGGUGCUUCCUGCUGUCCGUUCGGGUGUGAAUAUCAGUGCGGUGCCAGGAGGAUCUUGGUAGCGAAGGCGGCUAGUGCCUGAGGGAGAGAAUGGCGCCCUCGACCACAGUCUCCCAGAGAAAGAAGAUAAAACGGAAGGCUCCCCGGGGCUUUCUUAAGCGCGUCUUCAAGCGACAGAAGCCUCACCUUCGUCUAGAGACAAGUGGCGACUUACUGGUGCACCUGAAUUGUUUACUGUUUGUUCAGCGUUUAGCAGAAGAGUCCAGGAUGAGUGCUUUUGAGAAUAAGUGUGGAGUCAUUAAAAAGGAGCAUGUACAGGCUGCAGCAAAGGUAAUUCUAAAGAAGAGCAGAGGUUAGAAGUCAAAGAACCAUUUUUGAAAAUUAUAUGAUGUAUUAUUUUAGGUGGUAACACAUCUUGAAAGCACUUUUUAUAUAUCAGCUAAAUUGUAUAUUAAAAUAUUGGCUAGUU